CUGCUUGCAUGAUCAAGGCCGACAAUCCGUCCUCUCAAGCAUUCCUUGCGAACACAAUCCUCCCACAUAAACGCUAAACCCACCGCCAUGCCACCUAAGCGCAUCAGCGGCUCGCGCCGCUCCUAUAACCCGAUUACCAGCGCUUACAAUGCCCUAUUCGUGUCCGAGAAUGCUCCCAUUGUGCGGAGCGUGGCCUUCUUCGGCAUCGCCGUCACGUUCCUUGCCAGCGGCUGGGCCGAGGCCGUCCUUUGCCCCCAGUAACCGCUUGACGGCUUGCCAUAGACGAGAAGCGGAAGGAACAUCCACGCUUGGGCGAAUCCCUGUAUGACAUCGCGAAGGACCUCUGUACGAUACGGAUAGAAGGAAGAGCCGCUCGGUUGCCCGGGAAUAUCGAGCGGUCUCCAUGGGCGGCGUUUGGGGGGAUGCAAUCUCAAUGCUAAUACCGAUAAACUUAUUGGCCUCUG
Messenger RNA from Thermothielavioides terrestris NRRL 8126, 464 nucleotides. RefSeq lists its product as uncharacterized. Bases 88 to 261 code for a protein of 57 amino acids. NCBI's taxonomy places the organism in Eukaryota, Fungi, Ascomycota, Sordariomycetes, Sordariales, Chaetomiaceae. The record is from RefSeq and is a predicted model, not a curated record. The transcript has 3 exons.